Aspergillus affinis is the source of this 1161-nucleotide messenger RNA. RefSeq names its product Phosphotransferase enzyme family protein. The coding region runs from base 1 to 1161 and encodes 386 amino acids. NCBI's taxonomy places the organism in Eukaryota, Fungi, Ascomycota, Eurotiomycetes, Eurotiales, Aspergillaceae. The transcript is spliced from 6 exons. The record is from RefSeq and is a predicted model, not a curated record.
AUGUCUCAUUCCAUGCCCUCUGUGGACCUUUCCCAAACUCGUCAACCUAAUUUGUAUGCUUCUUCAAUAUUACCUUUCGUCGUCGCGGUUCUCUGUGUUGGUCUUCGAUUCUGGUGCCGCUGGAAAAACACAGCAGGUUUAUGGUUUGAUGACUGGUUGAUUCUAGCCUCACUGGGUUGCGGCGUUGGUCUGACCGCUUCAUUAUUGUGGUGGAUACCUCGCGCUCUUGGAAGGCAUAUUCAGACCUUCGGACCCAAUGCUACGGAGGAAGCAUAUAUCGGGCUAUUCUCUUGUGAACUGACUUACACCGGCGUCAUUGUCCUUGUCAAGUUCUCUAUUCUCGCCUUGUACUGGCGUAUAUUUAACAAGACGAACAUAAAGAUUCCCAUUAGCAUUCUUGCCACAGCGGUCUGCAUGUGGGGUAUCGCUGUAUUUUUGCUCACGUUGCUGCAAUGUGUACCAACCCGAGGAUUAUGGGAUCAUUCUAUUGAUGCCUCUUGCAAUGUUGACAGCCAAAAGUUCCUGUUUGCAAUCUCAAUCCCAAACAUCCUAAUUGAUGUUACUCUUCUCGUGCUUCCUGUGCCUUACAUCCUGAAACUCAACACAUCGAGCAACCACAAAAAGGCUAUUAUGUCAAUGUUUCUUCUAGGCGGUUUUGUGUGUAUCGCCUCGAUAGUGCGACUCGUCUCAGUAAUGACCCAGGGUACUGAUGCGGACGUCAGUUGGAACUGGGUCAAUCAGGCCAUUUGGGCCACCGUCGAAGCUGACUUGGCAAUUGUCUCAGCUUGCCUCCCAGUGUUGCGCCCUGUAUGGGUCAUAGGUCGACGAAAACUCUUUGGUUCCCAACCUACUAACCAAUCGACCGAUCCACCCUCUUGGGCUACGCCACUGAAACACUCUCAGGCCUCAUCAUGGGCCACAAGGAUACUCAAAUCGGACCCCGACGAUAACGAAGACAUGCGGCCUUUCUCUACUGUGAGUAGUUAUACGGAAGAAGGGCCACAACGUUACUCGACAUUCGACCAAGCGCGUACUAAAACGACCGUCGCGAUCCCAUUAUCAACCCUCAAGAAACAAGGGGCUUAUGACAAGGAAGGCAUCACUGUGAACAGAACUUGGGAUGUUGAGUCAAAUCACCAUAGCCACUCGAAUGAAUCGUAA